AUGCGCUUGUCAACAAAGGGCUGCGUGCCAUUCUUGUCGCCGGUGACGAAUCGUGGUUGGUCGCGUGGGGUACGGACAUGUUCGUCUGGGCGUUGGACGUCAACUGCUGCUCGCACAGUGAAGCCAAGUACGCUUCUAGGGGCUACUUGGGUCCGGAGGGUAGGAAUUACCGAUUCCAAUUCCCGUGAAAUCCUAUAUGGAGUGACCCAGAGUCGGUCAUUGAGAAAAGCCAACUAUGUCGAGAAGAUUGGUGACAAUGAGAGGACUGAGGAGUUACUGGAGUCAUUGGAGGUCAGACACGACGAGGAAGACACCCGUCCUCAGGUAGGCGUGAACGAAAAAAAUGCCAAAUGGGCCGAGGACAUGUCAAAGGGCAAAAUGUUGACAACUCCAUCACGACUGUUCAAACUUAUCAUCCCUCUAACUACCCUCGAUCCAAAAGGCACCAAUAAUAAGGGUAAAAACAUUUCAAUCCACACCCCAUCCCGAAUCACAGCUAAAAAAAAAAUAGGAAUCGAGCCGAUCGCAAUCUUAGUCCACCCCCAACAACCCCUCUCCUACCUAGAGCAACUCAUCCAAUCCGAAAUCCCUCCAAUAAAAGGCGAAAAAGAAAAACUCCGUCCACCCGCCAUUUCAUUCAUAGCCCUCCAACACGAAGACAACGCCAUAAGGCCCAAAAAGCGCGUCAACGACCUUGAUCCCGACUCCAUUCGUCAAAACGCCAUCGAAAAAGAGAACCAAGCCGGAAGCCCGCCAACACGCCGCCGCCGCUCCCGCGAAGAAGACGCCGAAAUCUACAGCUAUCCACGGAAAACAGACUGUAGCCUGGAUCCGCUGAAUGGGAAACCGGAGCGUUUCGUAAGAUGGUCCCAAGCCACCGAAGUGGGCGACUUUAUCCGUGAUGCAGCGCGCACGCGCGAAUUCAUUGUGUCGAUUGAGGGUGCACCGAGUGGAUUGGGACAGAUCCGGGUGACGGUGCCGUCAUUCAACGAGCGGACUUAUUUUCUGCGUAUGCGGUUGCGGAAACUGUCGCGGCGGAUUCAAGGGAUUGCGGAGAUUAAGCAUAAAUGUGAUGAGUUGGCUCAGCGGGGUGCGCAGCGAGUUGCCAUUGGAGGAUUUGGAAUCCUUUCGGUGUGGUGGUGUAUGGUUUAUAAGUUGACGUUUGAGACGGACUUGGGGUGGGAUACUAUGGAGCCCGUGACCUAUCUGGUCAGUUUGUCUACGUUGAUGGGUGGUUACUUGUGGUUCCUUUAUCACAAUCGGGAGAUAUCUUAUAAGUCUGCUUUGGACUUCACUGUCAGUACGAGACAGAAGAAGUUGUACCAGUUGCAUAAUGUUGAUUUGCAGCUUUGGGAGACCCUCAUUGAUGAGGGGAAGGCGUUGAGGAGGGAAAUCAAGGGGAUUGCGGCGGAGUAUGAUGCGGAGUGGAAUGAGCGGGUUGAUGAGCAGGAUGAAAGGGUUACUGAGGCUUUGAGAUCUAAUCGGGGAGAGGAGGAAAAGAAGGAAAGUAAAGAGAAAGAUAGCGAUGAUUGA
Messenger RNA from Penicillium odoratum, 1533 nucleotides. RefSeq lists its product as uncharacterized. The record is from RefSeq and is a predicted model, not a curated record. The transcript is spliced from 2 exons. Bases 1 to 1533 code for a protein of 510 amino acids. Gene Ontology annotation, molecular function: calcium channel activity; uniporter activity. NCBI's taxonomy places the organism in Eukaryota, Fungi, Ascomycota, Eurotiomycetes, Eurotiales, Aspergillaceae. Gene Ontology annotation, cellular component: mitochondrial inner membrane; uniplex complex. Gene Ontology annotation, biological process: calcium import into the mitochondrion; mitochondrial calcium ion homeostasis.